UGGCUAAAGCUCAGCACUCGGGGCUGGAUGAGGAGCCGAUAGGAAGCUGGGAGGGAGGGAAGGAGGGAGGGAGGCUGCGGGGCUCUCCAGCACAACCACGGCACAGCCCGGGCAGGCUGGAACCAUGCUUCUCCUCUGGGCACUGGCAUUUGUUCUAGUCCUGCAGGAGCAAGAUCCUUUAGCUGCUGCAGAUCCUGUGAGUGUGGCACCUGGAAGUUUGGAAGGAGGAAGCUGGUGUAAUGAACAUACGCUACAUGAACGUUUAGAUAUCGUUGAAGAGAAGGUAAUAAAAACAGUGGAGCACCUAGAAUCAGAAGUCAAAUCACUCCUCAACAUCAUCAGUGAGACAACAUUGAAUAUCCCCACUGUUCCAGGAACUCCACUUAUAGAUAUUUUUGAUGGUGAGUAUCUGGUCAGGUAUAACCUAAGCUGAAAAAAAGGGUUACAUGUGUUAUUAUUAAAUAUGCCAUAUUUUCUCUCUCAAGAUGUGAACUAAUUCCUUCAUUCAGCUCAGGGUAGCUAAGGCCUCAGAACUGGGGGCCUUAGGACCCCAGUUCUGGGUCCAGUUUGGAAAAUCAGAUUUUAACAACCACUAAAGAGAGGGCUGGGAGAAAAGGAAGCAACUCACUUAGAAAGGCAGAACAGAUGAAGUUAUCUCAAGAUCCCUUUCAGAUUUAAGAUCCUGUGAUUCUUCAGCCUCAUGUGUGACAAAAUAAGGGAAGGCAACAAAAUCCUUUAAAAAUUGGAGGUAUCGCCACUUUGAUAUCCAAAAUAUAACACUGAUGCAUAAGCCCCUCACAAAAAACAUGCUUCUGGAU
Messenger RNA from Sturnus vulgaris (Common starling), 818 nucleotides. The record is from RefSeq and is a predicted model, not a curated record. NCBI's taxonomy places the organism in Eukaryota, Metazoa, Chordata, Aves, Passeriformes, Sturnidae.